This is a messenger RNA of Cylindrotheca closterium, 4050 nucleotides long. NCBI's taxonomy places the organism in Eukaryota, Bacillariophyta, Bacillariophyceae, Bacillariales, Bacillariaceae. The record is from the annotation of a GenBank genome assembly.
AUGGUGGAUUCUGAUUCUGAGGCAGACUGGGGCAAUGAUGCAGCUGCAAUUGGGGAAGUUAUUGCAGAUGAGGCAGUUGAAAAUGGAAGCCAACUGAAUACACCAAUGCAAAGCCAAUUUAAUUCGUCUUCUGGGAAGUCGGAUGAUUCUGGUAGUGAAUGGGAGGAAGAUUUUGCCGGUGGAGACUUGAAAGAAAAUGAUGAUGAAUACGGUCAAGAAGAUCGGCGGAAGGCAUAUGGGCGUACGCGCAGUAUGCCAACGUCACACGCUGUUUCUAUGGCUGGAUUGGACAUAGCUCAAGACCUUCUACCUGCUGAUGGACAUUCGCAUCGAAGGCGCAGACACGACAGAAGACCCAAGCUACGAAGAAGCCGCUCUCACUCAGAUGAUAGUUGGGAUGAUAUCAACGUUCUAACUAAAGAUGCACACAAUGCUGGAGAUUCAAAUCGAUUCUAUCAAGACAAGCGCAAGAGUAGGCUACCGAGGACCAGCGUUUCCUCACUCUCUGAUUCAGACGAUGAUUGGGAUGAUACUGUUCCAAUUGAAGAUGCAACCAACUUUGGACAUGACGAACGCCGCCAUCGCGACAAGAGCAACAGUAGUCGUCAAUAUCGCCAAAGUAAAAGUGGCAGGAGAAGUGGUAGUAGAGACAAAAGAAGCAAGCCAAGCAGACGCAAGAGCAGUGAACGACACAGGGACAUGAGUCUAGACAGUGGUACAAGACGCCGGUCCAAGGAACAUGUUCGUUUUAGUGCUAUUGUACCCUCCGACAAGCAUGAAACCUCCAUAGAGCAGCAAGUUGGUAUGGAUGAGAGUGAAAGGUUGGCAUUGUACUUGAACAAGGCCGCAAAACGGAUCCAAAUCCAAUUUCGUCUUAUUCUUAAAAAACGAGAAGAUUUAUCUGAUGCCGAUUCUGAAACUGAGUCUUUUGAGGAACCAACUGCUCAAGAAACUCAGGACGUUGAGGAACAAGACAUCGAACACACCAUUACGAUGGCAUCUAUCUUGAUAUUCAGCGUCGCCAUGAUGUCAAAACGAUGGAUUAUAAAAUGCUUCGAAGGAUGUCGGGGGAACCAAAAGAGAUCUGGCAGAAGACAGAACAAUCGCGAUCACGAUGGUCAUGAUGAUCCAGAAAUGGUGAAUCCAGACGAGAUUCCCGUGGAUGGUAAUCCCAAUAUACACGGCCAAGGACAAGGACAAGGACAAGGCCAAACGGGACCCACUGGGCCAAGUGCUCCACCUGGUAUGGAAUCGAUGGCGUCUCAGGCGGCAAGUAGCGCAGCAGGUGGAGCCGCUUCAGGGGCAUCCGCUGGAAUCGCAGCUGGAGCAGCUGCAGCUAGUGCCGCAGCAACAAGUGCCGCAGCAACAAGUGCCAUGGCAGCAGCAGGCGUCGCAGCUGGAGCCACGCAACUGGCAAUGGUCGCUAUUGUUGGUACGACUGUUGUAGUUGCCUCCAGUAUUGCAGCAUCCGCUGGAUUUUCUGAGACAGUAAUUGCGACUCCACGGAUACCGUUUCAGAUCGUAUCGACUUGUGGGAUUGAGUCUCCCGUCUUUCAUAACGGAACCAUUGAUCUAUCAUUUGAAGGAUUCGAGCGAGGGUUUAAUGCUCGAGAACAGCAAUUGGUGGAAACCUUGGUGGUGGACUCGUACAAUCUCAUUACUAGGGGAACAAAUCAAGAAGUUGCUGGCUGUGCUGAUGCGUAUCAGCGAGAAAUGCAGAAUUCGACAAUGUUAGAUCAAGUAUUCAAUGCUGGGAAGGACGAGGAUCCAUCAACACUUGACGUGACGUUUGAUUCUUGGGUGAUUUGCAAUGGAUGUCCCGAUGGUCUGCCAAUGAUUGGUCGGUAUGCAACCGAUAAUGGCCCAUCCAUUAGUCGUAGAUUGCAAAGCGUUGAGGAGGUGGAAGUGGAUCUUGGCCUCCUCGAUCAACUGUUGAAAGACGUGGCAAGGAAGAUUGUUGAAUUGGCUGACUCUGGGGAGCUGGCAGAGUCGUUCAUCCCGUCGAAGAUUGGAAUCAAGGGCCAACCGCUGUCAUCAUUCAUUGACUCUGAAGGCAAAGACAGUACCCCUAUGAUGCUUUUGAAUUUGCCAAUCGGAUACGAAGACCCUACGUCAACCAAUGGUCGAGAGGUGAUAUUUCCUCGAACUUCGGCUUGUGGCUCAUCUAAUCCAGAAUUCUAUCCCGGCAUCUGGCGCAUAUCACUGCAAGGCGUCUCCCGAGUGAUUGCGACUGGCGAGAUUGGGGUAAUCGAGGAGCUGAUGUUGGGCACCUUCAAUUAUGUGGCCGUCGGUAGCACUGCACAGCCACACUGCGAUGACAGCGAGUUUACAUAUGAUUUUGGAAUGAUGGAGGUCGCUCUUCGCGAGAUUAUUGCUCGGAUGGUGGGUCUGGUCAAUAAUGAUACUCUUUCAGCGAGCCUUCUUCCAAACAAGGUAUCAAUCCUUCCUCCGACCCAAGCCGGGUCCAACGGAAAUGGAGGUGGACAAGGCACAGCAUUGGAACCGUUGUUGAACGUGCCCAUCAUCAUCGAGACCGACGAAAAUGGGGACCUCUUGGCGAAUGUUCCAAAACCAUCCGCAUGCGGACUAUUGGAUCCUAGCUUCUACCCAGGCGAGCUGCGGAUGACCUUUGAGGGUUUCGAAAGGGUCUUUACGGAAGAGGAAGCUGCGUUGAUCGAGCCGAUUGUACUAUCGUCGUACAACGCAUUGACAAAGGGUCCAACCACCGAAGAAGGCGUAUGUGUCGAUGAGUAUAAGCGUGAGAUGACAAAUGCCGAUCUCGCGGACCAAACGUUUUCGGUACCUCCCGGUGGUGAUGAAGUGUCAGUACUGGAUUUGGUAAUUGAGACAUGGGUGACAUGCGAUGGUUGUUCGGAAGAAGAAGCAGUAUUUGGGUCUUCGGGUAGCUUUCAAAGAAGGACUCAAGAUGGCGUUGGUGGCGAUGGCUUGGACUUGGACUUUGUGGAGAUUCAUAUGGAAGAAGUCGUGGCAGGAAUCUUUGAGCUUGUACGGAUCGGUGCUCUACCUGCUAUAUUCAUUCCAGAGAAGGUGUACGUCAAGAGUAGAGGUCCAAAUGGUGAAAGCGGAGCUGUUUUAUUGGAUGUUCCCAUUCUCGUGAACUACCGGGAACAGACGGGAUAUUCCGUCCAGUUUCCGGGACCAAGUCAAGCUCCGUCGAUGAGUAUAUUACCCAGUAGCAUGCCAAGUGAUGUUCCUUCAUUGAGUAUGGUCCCAUCGGAAGUCCCCUCUGACGUUCCUUCGGUCUCUCCCAGUGCGGUUCCAAGUGAUAUGCCCAGUGUGAUUCCAAGUGAUAGUCCGAGCAGCUGGCCUUCCGUCGAUGACUCCGUCAACCAUUCCGAGCGCCUCGCCUUCAAAUGUACCAUCCGUGAUCCCAUAUCUGCAAUCCCAUCAAUGACUCCUAGCAUGAAUCCAAGCGAGAUGCCAUCGACUGCUUAUCAAGGAUGUUUUGUGGAAAAGAUAAGCCACUCUCAUCCCAAGAUGGAGCUAUUGCUUGGAGCAACUGGGAGUGUGGAUAGUUGCAUAACUCAAUGCGGCAACUUUGGCUACAUUUAUGCUGGCUUGAGUACGGAUACAGGUACAAUUUGCUACUGUGGCGACUCGUAUGAUGUGGCAGACCAAGUGGAUGAUCUCGAAUGCGACAAUGAUUACGGCGGAUCGUGCGGUGCUGUUGAUUGCGGCGGAUUGUGCGGUCCAGUUGCUGCUGGGUUUGGUAGGACCAGUGUCUACAUGGCUGGCGAACCCCCAGCGGAAGGGAACUUGACAUUUCAAGCCGGCACGAGUUUGUCGGUCAAAGGAUGCAUUGCGUUGUGCGGUUUCAAUGGUUAUGAUUAUGCCGCCCUCAACAACGGAAGCGAUUGCUACUGUGGCGAUGAUAUAAAUGCAGACCCUAAUCCUAAUGAAUGCGGAAUCCCCUGCACUUACCAGACGGUCGCAGGUUGUAAUGAAAUUGACGGAAGCAGCUCUUGCACUUGCGGUGGUGCCGUCUCAAGUUCCGUAUACAGAACGAAGGGCGGACUUGGCUGUUGGUAG